Messenger RNA from Heterostelium album PN500, 2292 nucleotides. RefSeq names its product FNIP repeat-containing protein. The transcript is spliced from 6 exons. NCBI's taxonomy places the organism in Eukaryota, Evosea, Eumycetozoa, Acytosteliales, Acytosteliaceae. The record is from RefSeq and is a predicted model, not a curated record. Bases 1 to 2292 code for a protein of 763 amino acids.
AUGGAUCAAUUCACCGCUGUUCCAAACCUAUCGGAAUCUAAAAACGUUGGCGAUCCACGCUUCACCAAGUCAUCCCGAAUCGUUUUAAGAUUUAAACGUACUGCCUACCUCUCGAUGCCCUCAACAAUCAAGUAUCUCGAUAUUAGCGAUGCGCGCUAUGAUGUCGAUGAGAUAUUCACAAAUGAUCGAUCACAAUAUCAUUUCGAAACUCUGAAAGUCAAUGGAUUCAGACCGGAUUCGCUAGAGAAUAUAAAGAUCGAUCACCUACAAAUUUCAUUUAGAGAUGAACACGGCUAUGAAGGUCUAUUAAGAGAUAUACCAAACGGUGUUAGAUAUCUAAGCUUCCGAUAUUGCAGUGCCAUUCAAUACAUUCAGAUACCAGAGUCUGUCAAAUUUUUUAAAGUCGAUUGCUAUGAUCAAUAUGAUCAUAUCGACUUUAUUCCAAAUGCACUUCAAGAGUUAAUAAUUAAAUAUGACAUCGGACAAACCUUUCGCAGUCUACCAGGACUGGUGAAUCCUCUAACAAUUCCAACAAUCGAUUCAGUAGAUCGAAUCUUCUUAAGAAAACUUGACGAUUCAAACUACCUAAUCUUUGGUCAAUCAAACAGUCGAUUCAUUGGAGCAUUCAUCAAUCAAUCACAACUUAUUAACAAUGAUAAUCAAUCAAAUAAAUUAGUUAAUUUAUCACAUUUGUUAUUAUCAAAUAUUGUUUUUUAUCUUGAUAAUAACAUAGAUAGAAUAGUAUUUACAUUAGUUUGUAAAAGAUGGUUCGACGAAAGAGAUAAAUAUUUAACAUUUAAUAUCAAAGAUAUCAAUGAAAUCAACAAAGAAAAUACAUCACAUAUCUAUUUGAAAUCAUAUAGAUCAUCAAUUAUCAAUUCAAUCAAACUUAAUAAAAAAUACAUGGGUGUGUUAUCAAUAUUUCAAGCGUUAGAAAUAAAUAUUGUUAUAUAUUUAGAUAAUCUCAAAGAUAUUGAUAAGAUUCAACCAAAUAUAAAGACUAUUGUUUUGUUUGGUGGAUUUGAUAAUCAGUUCGAUCAUUCGGUCUUUGAGAAUUUCUUUAGUGUGCUCUCCAAUUCCAAUGUAACAAAGUUAGAGAAAUGUGAUACAUUGAAGUAUAGAUUACCAGAGAAUCUGACAUCGCUGUCAUUAUCAGAUAGCUUUCCGAACGAAACUUUAUUGCCUGGCAGUCUACCAGCGAAAUUAAAGAAACUUUGUUUUGGUUCAAACUUCAAUCGACCUAUUCCAGCGGGUUUACUUCCAAAUACAUUGGAGAAAUUGAUAUUCGGUGAUCAAUUUGAUAAACCAUUCGAACCAGGAGUACUGCCUUCAUCUCUCAGAGUAUUAAAGUUUGUUGUUCCAUCGUAUAAACAGAGUUUCCAAGUUGGUGUAUUACCUCAGAAUCUAGAGGUAUUGGUUUAUUCCGGACAUUUCUCUGAGAUGACCGAAGAAGUAUUACCGACAUCUCUACACACUCUCCUAGAGGUACCAACCAGCUGGAUUCCAUAUUUGAAACCACUGACAAAUUUGAAGAGUUUGACCUUUACCAAUACGUAUAGUGCUGGCGAGAUCCCCAUUGACCUCAGUCUACUACCGACCUCACUCACCAAGUUGAUCAUCCGACCACCCUCUAGAUUGACAUCGACGAUGCCUACCACCAUUAAAGAUCUCAGUAUCAUCAAUUCACAAUACAAUAUCGAUGAGAUAUUCAAAGAUCGAUCGCAAUAUCGAUUGGAUUCUCUUGGUGUCUAUGCUUUCAAGCAUGAUUCGCUCGAGGGUUUGGCAAUCAAAGAGCUGGUAAUAGGAUUCCAUUCCGGUGUUAGAAAACUGGCUACAGUCGAGAAAAAACCCGAUAUCCUAAGAGAAAUACCAUUUGGUGUCGAAACACUUAGUUUUGGAUAUAUCUUUUCGGAUAUCACUCACCAUUAUUUUAUACCAUCGUCCGUAACCAAGAUGAUCUUUCCAUUCAAUCUUAUGGUCACUCGAUAUAAUAACGAGAUACCAUCAUCAGUGAAAGAAUUGGUUGUCAAAUCUCUUUCCUUGAACAAUGCGAAACUCCCAGUUAUUCCCAGUACUCUUAGCACACUCUCACUUCCAGAAGUGUCUAUUCCAUCAAACAAAUUUGACUGUCUUAACUUUCAUGUCGAACCAAGACUGAAUUACCAGAUAAGAAAAAUAGAUAACCAUUAUAUUUUUUUUGGUCAAUCCUUUAAUGAUAUUGUUGCAAUGAUACUUCCUAGUUUGGAUGGAUUUGUAGAAAGAUGUACAUCAUCGGGUAUCAAAAUAAAAUAA